CUCCAGCAACUUGAUUCAGGGUGACAUCAUCGUGGCCAUUGAUGGGGUCAACACAGAGGGGAUGACACACCUGGAGGCCCAAAACAAGAUCAAGUCUGCCAACUUCAAUCUGGCACUCACCAUGCAAAGGUCAAAGCGACCCACUCCAGUUCCCAUGACCACACCAAGGAUUGACUCCCCUAUGUCUGUGAUCCCCCAUCAGAAGGUUAUUACCAACACUCCUGCCAACAAUGAAUACCUGCCCAGCUUCAACCCAAUAGCUCUGAAGGACACUGCACUCUCCACCAACAAACCCAUUGAGUUGAAGGGGCCUGGAGGCAAGGCCACCAUCAUCCAUGCGCAGUACAACACCCCCAUCAGCAUGUACUCCCAGGAUGCUAUUAUGGAUGCCAUUGCUGGUCAGUCCCAGGCCAGGGGUAGCGAGCUGUCUGGCAAUGAAACUGACUCUUCACUUUCGUAAGUAGCCUGAUCCAUCUGUUUGAUAUGAGCAGUCUCUUUCCGUC
Messenger RNA from Carassius auratus (goldfish), 503 nucleotides. RefSeq names its product LIM domain-binding protein 3-like. Gene Ontology annotation, molecular function: actin binding; muscle alpha-actinin binding. The transcript has 5 exons. Lineage: Eukaryota; Metazoa; Chordata; Actinopteri; Cypriniformes; Cyprinidae. Gene Ontology annotation, cellular component: stress fiber; adherens junction; Z disc. The coding region runs from base 62 to 460 and encodes 132 amino acids. Gene Ontology annotation, biological process: actin cytoskeleton organization; muscle structure development; heart development. The record is from RefSeq and is a predicted model, not a curated record.